AUGGGGCCAAGGGAGAGGGCAGAGAAUGUUCUGGAUUGUGGGCCAAGGAUAAAGGGGAGUAAUGAGUCCUCUAAUGAUUCCAUUAAUCAGUCUGUAACUUGUAAUUUACUGGAUAUGAGAGGAGAUUUGAAUUUUGAAAAUAAGGAAUUCAGAGGGGUUACAAAUAUUCUGAGUGUGGAUGGGCUGCAGAGUGAUGUACUAGACAAUAAUGUGAAGAUGGGCAAAAGUUAUGGGCUACAAGUUAAGAAAUGGGCAACAAGUUCUUCUAACAAUGGACGGACCCUUGAAUUAGUCCUCGGAAAUGGGCUUUUUACACUAAAGCCAAUUAAAUCGAAAGAAGUUGAUUCUUUUAACUGA
Molecule: messenger RNA, 357 nt
Organism: Ilex paraguariensis (yerba mate)
Lineage: Eukaryota; Viridiplantae; Streptophyta; Magnoliopsida; Aquifoliales; Aquifoliaceae
Source: the annotation of a GenBank genome assembly